Messenger RNA from Closterium sp. NIES-65, 294 nucleotides. The record is from the annotation of a GenBank genome assembly. Lineage: Eukaryota; Viridiplantae; Streptophyta; Zygnematophyceae; Desmidiales; Closteriaceae.
AUGCUCUUCCGUGCUUCGGAUAUGGCUGCCGGCGUGGGGUGCAGGAUGGUAAACCGCAAGUUAUGCGUAUUGGGGGUUCAAGAGGCAAAGAUGCAAAACGGCAUGCAGCACACACACACACACACACACACACACACACACACACACACCGAGAAACACACAGAAAAGAGAGAGAGAGAGAGAGAGAGAGAGAGAGAGAGAGAGAGAGAGAGAGAGAGAGAGAGAGAGAGAGAGAGAGAGAGAGAGAGAGAGAGAGAGAGAGAGAGAGAGAGAGAGAUAUUUACCUUCGUUUAA